GUAUGCAGGUUGCAGGUAAUAUUUUUCUAUGCAAGUGGCUUAGAGUUCUAAUCUAAGUGUGGUUCAUAGUCUAUGGAACAUAUAUUCAUUUGCUGUUGCAGUUUAGCAUGUUCUCCAUUUCCAAGUCAUUAUAAUCCUUAUGAAUCUCCUUGAAUUUGUUUAUAGCAUAUGAAUCCUAUAUUGCAUGUUUUUACACACAAAAAAACAAACAAUAAACUUGAGCUAUGAUUUUGCCUCUGGUGCACUUCUGGUGUUUGUGGAUGAUUUGUGCGUUUGUGGACCUCUGAUAUUUAAGAUUCUCAAAUAUUGAUUUGUAAUCUGUAUUUUUUAUUUUUUUGGCAAACUCCGUUUGUUUUGAAUUAUGUAUUUUUUUUUCUUUCAAAUUAAACAGCUCAAAAGAACACAUUUUAAGUAAACAUAUCAAAAACCUUGUUUAUAAAUUCAGUUCUUGCAUAAUCUCAAAUAAGUGUGUUAACCACUACUGUAGCUACUUGAGAUCCUCAAGUAAGAUUUUAUUUGUAUGUGAUUAUGUCUACAUAUUUAUUUCUCUUUCAUCUUUGCUCUUUGGGUCAGUCACUAUCAGUGGGUCGGAUUAGGUAGUUUAUAGAUGACAUUUUCAUAAAUUAUCAUGCGAAAAUUGACUUGACUCGGAAUUUUUGGGUGAAAUUAGUUCCUUAAUCGUGUUAACAAUCCAAAAUAAUAUUUUCUAAACCACUAUGUCUUGGUCUCUCUUAUAAUAUAAUCAUGUUUAUUAGCCUGAGGUAAUUACCACGAAAAGGUUAAAAUUGCUACAUGAAGUGCUUAGCACUUUGCUUGUGUCACAUAGAGCAUCAAUCUUCCAAGUAUUUUCUUGGUAAACUCUUUGAUGAAUACUUAAUUCCAAGUAUCGUUCUCUAAUACCUAAUAGAAGGAUAUAUAAAAACCUUUGCAUAUGCAUCACAUAGUGCAACAAAAUCAUCCAAACCAACUGGUAACAAAUUCCAUGGCAGACUAUACUGCAGUUUUCUUUGAUGAUGAGGAUAGUAGUACUGACAUAUUAUCAGAUGGCGAGUGCGCGGAGCAACUGCAACUCCAAGAGGUUCUUGAAACCUGUUUAGAAAUGCACCAUCUUAGCAUGUCAUCAGCCAAAGUUACAUGUGAGAUUUGCCUUGAGAGAAAAGGAACAGAUGAAAUGUUCGAACUAGAGAACUGCUCUAUUCAUUCUUUCUGUUCCGACUGCAUAAGCCUACAUGCUCAGUCCAAGAUACAAGAGAAAAGCUUUCCCGUAACUUGCCCGGGUUUGAGAUGUCCGGCCAUAAUUGAACCUGCCUCUUGUAGGUCAAUCAUACCUGAAGAUGUUCUCGCGAGGUGGGAAGAGGGCAUGUGCGAGUCAUCUAUUCCUAUGCUUGAAAGAAUUCACUGUCCUUAUAAUGAUUGUUCUGCGCUGUUCAUUUAUGAUCGCGAUCAUGAGGAGACCAUAGUCGAGUGUACAUGUCCUCUGUGCCAAAGACUCUUCUGUGCACAGUGUCGUGUCCCUUGGCACGUUGGGCGUGACUGUGACAUGUUUCAAAAGGAAGAAAAAGACGGGGAAGAUGAUUUAAAGGUUGCGGCGCUUGCUGAGGAAUUCAAAUGGAUGAAAUGCCCCAACUGUAAAUCAAUUGUGGAUAAAGUUGAUGGCUGUAUACACAUAACAUGCGUGUGUAAAGUAGAAUUUUGCUACAUCUGUGGAGGAAUAUGGAGUGAAGCUCAUUGGAAUUGCGAAGACGAAGACUAAGAGUAGUUUCAUAUGAUCGUGAAGGAUACAUGGGUAUGGGUUGUGGUGCAGUGGAUGGGGCUGCUCCACCCUUAACCAGAGGUCGAGAGUUCGAUCCUGGUAUGGAGAAAACUCUAUUGGGAACGCUGUCACCGUAAUGCUUAAUGGACCGUUCAACGCGCAAUCCGAAUUAGUCGGGCUCUAAUGCGGACACCGGACAAAUGUUUUAUUUUAAUAAAUAAAUUUAAAAAUUGGCUAUGAAAUUCAUGGCAACUCUUGCUCUAAAUGACCCAAUAUUAGUUUUUUUAUGAUAAUCUAUUUAUUGAAUGUUA
Capsicum annuum is the source of this 2064-nucleotide messenger RNA. Its product is annotated as E3 ubiquitin-protein ligase RSL1. The transcript is spliced from 2 exons. NCBI's taxonomy places the organism in Eukaryota, Viridiplantae, Streptophyta, Magnoliopsida, Solanales, Solanaceae. Gene Ontology annotation, biological process: ubiquitin-dependent protein catabolic process; positive regulation of proteasomal ubiquitin-dependent protein catabolic process; protein polyubiquitination. The coding region runs from base 932 to 1753 and encodes 273 amino acids. Gene Ontology annotation, molecular function: zinc ion binding; ubiquitin protein ligase activity; ubiquitin conjugating enzyme binding. The record is from RefSeq and is a predicted model, not a curated record. Gene Ontology annotation, cellular component: ubiquitin ligase complex; cytoplasm.